UAGCCCCAAGAAUAUGUCCAUUCAACACCCCGAAGCCUCUUCCGAAACCAACUCAACCACCAUAAUGGCCAUUAACACCACUUUUGAAGCCCCCACACAGCCCACCACACAGUCCAUCCAAACAACUGCCCAACCCACUUUUGCAUCCUGCUUGGAGCCUCCCAAGGCCUGCUCCGACUUGGCGAAUCAUUCAGCAGAAGCCUUGCUGGGAGACUCUUUGGUGGAUUUCUCUGUGAAGCUCUACCAUGCCGUCUCGGAGCUGAAGAAGCCUGAGACCAACAUAGCCUUUUCCCCGUUCAGUGUGGCCAGCCUCCUCACACACGUCCUGCUGGGGGCCGGGGACAAGACCAGGAGGAGCCUGGAGAGCCUCCUCUCCUACCCUGAGGGCUUCGCCUGCGUCCACGAGGCCCUGAAGGCCUUUAAGUCCAAAGGCUUCACCUCAGCCUCCCAGAUCUUCCACAGCCCAGACCUGGCACUAAAGAGCACCUUCCUGAAUGCCUCUCAGAGGCUGUACGCCAGCCACCCCCAGGUCCUCGGCAACAACAGCAGUGCCAGCGUGGAGCUCAUCAACAGCUGGGUGUCAAAGAAGACCCACGGCAGGAUCAGCCAUCUGCUGGACAGCCUGCCCUCCGACACCCGCCUGGUCCUCCUCAAUGCCAUCCACCUGAGCACCAAGUGGAAGACAGUAUUUAAUCAGAAAAACAAAACAAAAAAAACAAAACAAAACACGAUGGAGCCCUUUAACCUCAGGUCCUCUGUGAUAAAAGUGCCCAUGAUGAUGAGCAAGAAGUACCCUGUGGCGGGUUUCUCUGACCCGACUCUGAAGGCCAAUAUCAGGAUGCCGCAGCUUUCCCACAACCUGAGCUUGGUGAUCAUGGUGCAGCACUUGAAAUACCAUCUGGAAGACUUGGAACAGGCUCUCAGCCCCACUGUCUUCAAGGCCGUCAUGAAGAGGCUGGAGCUGUGCAAGUAUCAGCCCACCCUCCUGAUGAUGCGCAUCAAAGUGAUGAGCAACCAGGACAUGCUGCCCAUUCUGGAGAAACUAGAAUUCUUUGACUUUAGCUAUGAACUUGACCUGUGUGGGAUGACAGAGGACCCAGAUCUUCAGGUCUCAGCGAUGCAGCACCAGACCUUGCUGGAGCUGCUGGAGUCCGGAGUGGAGGCGGCUGCGGCCACCGCCGUCUCUGUGGCCUGAACUCUGCUGAUCUUCGGGGUCCAGCAACCCUUCCUCUUCGUGCUCUGGGACCAAGAGUCCAAGUUCCCUGUCUUCAUGGGGCAGGUGUAUGACCCCAGGGGCUGACGAGCCAGCAGGGCGCAUGGGGCCAGCCUGCACCCUUCACUCUUGGCUGUAGCCCACUGUCGCCUGCCUGGACGGGCCCCGAGCCAUCUGCUGCCCAGGUCUCCGGGGUCCUGUCAUCCGGGG
Molecule: messenger RNA, 1423 nt
Organism: Condylura cristata (star-nosed mole)
Lineage: Eukaryota; Metazoa; Chordata; Mammalia; Eulipotyphla; Talpidae
Product: plasma protease C1 inhibitor-like
Biological process (GO): negative regulation of endopeptidase activity
Molecular function (GO): serine-type endopeptidase inhibitor activity
Source: RefSeq, a predicted model, not a curated record